AGAAACGUGAGAAAAUGAAAUUCCAUUGAUAAAGACGGAAAUUAAUAAGUGAAAUUAAUAAGUGAGAGAUAAGAUGAUGAUAAAAUAAAGAAGGAAAAGAAGUUUAUUAAAAUGUAAUUCGUUAUAAAAAUGUCUUCUUUUGUUCGUGGCAAAUAAAUGAUUCGUAUCAAUGAAUCUCAGAACCAAUGACAUCGUCAACUUCCUACGAAGAUGGAGUAUUGGAUGGCGAGCAACGAGACCGGUCACCAUGGUAGAGAGGAGACAAUCCAGGAGGUCCUCAGAGAUCCAGGAUCGGCGGUGUUGUUCGUCGGAUAUCCGCGAUGGCUUUUGCACUUUGCUGCCGGCUGUUGCAUACUUUUCAUGCUCAUCGGCAUUCCCGGCAAUCUCUUCACCAUCGCCGCUCUUUUUCGCACCAAAAAGGUCAGGGUUUGUACUUUUUCAUUUUCUGAUUUUAAAUUAAGAGAUUCUCAUUUCUUGUUGUAUGGUAGAGUAAGAAUUAAGGAGAAGUGCCAUCUCUUGAAGAACUUCAAAAAGACAACGUUAAAGAAGUAUCGUUGGUACUUCAAAGAUGGCAGCAGUAAUCAAUUCUUACCUAUUUCUAUCUCUCUCACUCUAUUUUCUAGACGAUCUACAUCAACCAGGAACCAAGAGGAAGAACUGUCAAUUUUAAGCUCGAAUUGUACAACGAAUGUUUUAUGCCCAAACUUUUCUUCAAAAUGCACUGUAACUUCGUUUAAUCAACUGAACUAUUCGCGCACUCCUUCAAGAUCGGCGAUCGAGGAAGAAUCCUUAUCGGAACAACCAUCAUGGGAACAAAACUCGUGUAGGGUGGAGAAAGUAGAAAUCUCAGGAUACGAUGAAGAGAAUGUACAAGAGAUGAUGGAAGCAGAGAGAUGGAAGAAAAAUAGCAAAGAGCAAAUUAACCAAUCUGAUAACGAUGCAUCAAUUAAAACAAUCGUGGAAAUUUGUGAUAAAUCGAGACCUGGUCUGAUAAUAAAAAUAGACGAUAUACCAUAUGUGGACGAUCUCGAAGCAAUGGAAACAGUUUUUUCAAACGACUGUACCAAGAUCAAAGAAUCGACAGAGAAAAAUCCGACGAAUAGUGGAAAUAAAGUAGAUAGAACGACCAGUUCCAGAGCUUCGUUCCUCAUAGAAUCGGCUCUUUGGAUGCAAAGAUUUAAUUCCAGAACAUCCACAGGCAGUGAUCAAUACGAUGACUCGAAUUCAAAUACACCUGAUCGAUCGACGAAGAAGAAACCUAUAAUUAUUCGCAGAGAAUCGAGAUUUAAGAGUGUCAGAAAAUUUAGGAAUCCUGAUGGACCACCAAGGAUGAGCAAUAAAGACAAGAAGUUGUUGAAGAUGAUUUUAGUGAUAUUCUCGUCGUUUCUCAUUUGUUAUUUACCUAUCACCGUUACAAAGAUUUUUAAGAAUUCUAUUGAUUGGAGAGGAUUGAACAUCGCGGGUUAUAUCUUGAUCUAUUUGACCACUUGUAUAAAUCCUAUAGUUUAUGUCGUGAUGAGUUCAGAGUAUAGGAGCGCCUAUAAAAAUGUGUUGCUUUGUAAAAAUGAAUUUGGAACCAAUCAUGCAACUAAAAAAUCACCGAGAUGAAGGAUAUUUGAGUACGUUCCUGUUCGAAAUAUUACAUAAAUAAUUAUAAUUUGUAAGUUUUAUAAUUUUCUUUUU
Messenger RNA from Apis florea (little honeybee), 1683 nucleotides. RefSeq names its product G protein-coupled receptor moody. Gene Ontology annotation, cellular component: membrane. Gene Ontology annotation, molecular function: G protein-coupled receptor activity. The record is from RefSeq and is a predicted model, not a curated record. Gene Ontology annotation, biological process: G protein-coupled receptor signaling pathway. NCBI's taxonomy places the organism in Eukaryota, Metazoa, Arthropoda, Insecta, Hymenoptera, Apidae.